Vicugna pacos (alpaca) is the source of this 3447-nucleotide messenger RNA. Lineage: Eukaryota; Metazoa; Chordata; Mammalia; Artiodactyla; Camelidae. The record is from RefSeq and is a predicted model, not a curated record.
GCCCUAGAUCGCUCGGUCCUCUGCUCGCGUUCUGAGUCCUCCUUCCCGAUGGGAAACCCAACAGGAAAGGCCAAGAAAUGCGCCGGCCAGCGGCCAUCCGCUCUCCCUGCGUCCCCAAGGCCCCGCUCUCCUGCCGCACCUCGUGAUUUUGUCGCCCCCUGUGGCCUCCAGGACUGCGCCUUUCUCGUCUCUGGCGCGCCUGGAUUUUCAGAGUUUGAAGCCCCAGGGCACAGAGCUGCAGGCCCUGGAGGCUCUACGGGCUGGAGUGAGCAGAAAAGAGCAGAUGCUUCGCGAGGUGCUCCGUGGUGCUGACAGGCAGGGAGAAGGGAGGGCCGCAGAGGACUGGGAGAGCCACUGAACUUCCCAAAGUGCCUGCCCUGCUAGACCUGGUCGUGGGCGCUGGGAUUCAACACAUGGCCCAGGCCUUGGAAACUGGGUCUGGCAGGGAGACUGCCAUUCAGGCAGCGCCCCCACAGCCCCUCGGAGCUAGCCAGCCUCCGCGCUCGUCCGUGCAGCCAUGGAGGCCCUGGGUCCCGGAGGUGACCGCGCCUCCCCAGCCUCGUCCACUCGCAGCCUGGACGUGCGGCGGCUGUCCGCGCGCGCCGACUCGGCCUACAGCUCUUUCUCCGCUGCCUCCGGCGGUGCCGAGCCUCGCACGCCGUCGCCGGGGUCCCACCAGCUUCCUUACCUGGACUGGGACUACGUGCGCGUGGUGUGGGGCGGCCCUCGCACCUCCCCGCAGCCCCCGCCCGCGGCCGCCGCGCGCAGUGGGCCGCGUCCCCCCGAGGUCCAGGGGACCCCGGGGCCGCUCAGCCGGCAGGCCACCCCGCUGCUGUACGCACUGGCGGCCGAGGCGGAGGCCGCGGCGCGGGCUGCCGAGCCGCCCAGCCCGCCGGCCUCGCGGGCGGCCUACCGCCAGCGGCUGCAGGGCGCGCAGCGGCGAGUGCUCCGGGAGACAUCCUUCCAGCGCAAGGAGCUCCGCAUGAGCCUGCCCGCCCGCCUGCGGCCCGCGGCCCCCGUCCGGCCCCCCGCCGCGCAUUCGCGCUCCGCCUCGCUCAGCCACCCGGGCGGGGAAGUGGAGCCGGCGCGCCCCGGGGCUCCCGUGCCGGGAACCGCGGGCCAGGGACGUUUAGCCGGUCAGCAGCGGAAGUGGUGCUUCUCGGAGCCAGGGAAGCUGGAUCGCGUGGGUCGGGGCGGUGGGUUGGCGGAGCAAUGCUCCGGAGAGGUCUGCUCCAGCUCUGGCCUCGCCAGGCCCGAGCUCCAGGAAUGGCAGCAGCGGACGCUGGCAGAGUUUGAAGGUCACCAGAUCAGAUGGCUGCCUGUGACCAAGCCCCGAGGCAUAGAGGACCUGAAACCCUGGUCCUUGAAGUUCGACAACGCCUACAGGUCAGCCAGGCGGGGUCGUAGCGCUUCUGGCGAAGUCUUGACUCCCUGGGGAAGUCCAGGAGGGGUCAAGUCCACUGCCCAGGCUGUUCCCCAAGGAGCAGAAACCCCUAGACCAUCGUUUCGGACCAGACUUCCCAGAACCAGGAUCUUCCUUCCUGGUCACUGUGGUCAGUGUGAGGUCCCUGCCUCCAGGUUCCCGACUCUGAAGGAAGCUGCAGUGGUGUGUCCUGCAGAGGGACUCCAGAGCAGUCCCUCUGACUGUGAGCAGAGGGCCUCAGGGAUCUACAUUGUGUCUGCCCGGCUCCCAUCCCUUCCUGAUGAUGAAGUUUUCCUGGAAGAAGCCCCAAUGGUCAGAAUGAGGUCACCUCCAGACUCCCAUGGUUCCCCAGGGCUCCCAACCAGUGUCCAUGCCUCUAACCAGAAGUACAGGGCUGGCUUGGGCCAAAGGGCUGACCAGACUAUAAUCCUGCCACAGCAGCCCCUCCAUGAGUGCCCAGAGACUGCAGGGACAGAUGACUGCUGGCAGGGGGUAAAUGGUUCUGUGGGUGUCUCCAGACCUACAUGCUGUAGCCCCCCUAACACUGCAAAUGGUGACAUCCCAACCAUUGACCCUACUGAACUGCUGACCACUGACUCCCCAACAGCUGCAGAGACUGACCCCCUCAAACCUCUCCCAGUUGAUACCCUGGGACCUUCAGGCAAUGACACCUCAGGGCCUCCUGACCACACUACCCUGGCUUGGGCCACUGGCCAGCCUUAUUCCAGGCCAACAUGGCCUGGUCCACACCUCGAGGAGCUGGUUCAGGAGCUGGCCAGAUUGGAUCCCUCUCUGAGCGACACUCUAACCUCCUAUCCCAGCCCAGAGCCAUCUCUGGGCCUGCUGGAUGGGCUGAUUCCUUUAGCUGAGGUCUGGGCUGCAAUGAGGCCAGCCUGUGGAGAGGAUGGAGAGGAGGCUGCUGGUACUUCUAAGCCAGGGUCCUAUCUACUUAACUCCACCCAGGGCCUGCCAACUUCUCAGGAGGAGACAAAGCCUGGAAACCUUAACACCCACGCUGUGCCAGACCAGCCAUGUGGCCAGGGUCUCCCUGAGCCAAAUAACAGCAUCCAAGCCAAGAAAGUGGAGCUGGCCGACCUCCUCCAAAAGAUGCUCCGGGACCUUCAAGAGGAGCAGGAGCGACUGCAGGAGGCGGCCCAAGCCUGGGCCAGGCGCGGGGCUGCUUUGGAGGCUGCGGUGGGCCAGGCCUGUGCACCCCACGUGCUCGAGCGCUUCAGCCGGUUCAUGGUCGACCUAGAGCGAGUGCUUGGCCUCCUGCUGCUGCUGGGCAGUCGCCUGGCCCGCGUGCGCCGCGCCCUGGCCCGGGCGGGCGCAGACGGCGACCCUGACGAGCAGGCCUCUCUGCUGCAGCGCCUCGGGCUCCUGCAGCGGCAGCAGGAAGACGCCAAGGAGCUGAAGCAGCACGUGGCGCGGCGCGAGCGGGCCCUGCGGGAGGUGCUGGUGCGCGCACUGCCCGCCGAGGAGCUGCGCGCCUACUGUGCCCUGCUGGCCGGCAAGGCCGCCGUCCUGGCCCAGCAGCGCAGCCUAGACGAGCGGGUCCGCCUUCUUCAGGACCAGCUGGACGCCGUCAGGGGAGACCUUGGCGGUCAUCCCCCGCCUCCCAGGCCAGCCUGGCCCCCAGGGACCUGUCCUCCGAAUAAACUGCCCUUCCCUCCUUUCCUCAUCUAGUUACAGGCUGUGGGGACGGGGAGCAUUGCCCCUGCUUCUCACCCACGAGAUUCGGGGUGUCGCUGGUUUAUUCGGUGCUUUUCUCUCGAAGUGGGGAAGAUCCAGGUCCGGCCUUCCCAGGAUGCGUCUUACAAGUUCUUAUGUGCCUUACCCAAGUACUGUGGAUUAUUUUGUAAUUAACUUACGGGUUUAAAAUACUGCAGUAUUUCCCCUUUUUGUGAUGAGAAAGAGGCUCGGUCAGGGUUGGUGGAGGGAGAGGAGACAAAUCAGAGGAGAAUUUCAACUUAUGAUGUAAAAUGGCCAUUUCCCCCCUCAAUUAAAAAAAAUUGAUGUGAGAA